Messenger RNA from Sinocyclocheilus rhinocerous, 3438 nucleotides. RefSeq names its product insulin receptor substrate 2a (gene irs2a). The coding region runs from base 241 to 3363 and encodes 1040 amino acids. Gene Ontology annotation, cellular component: plasma membrane; cytosol. The transcript is spliced from 2 exons. The record is from RefSeq and is a predicted model, not a curated record. Gene Ontology annotation, molecular function: insulin receptor binding; phosphatidylinositol 3-kinase binding. NCBI's taxonomy places the organism in Eukaryota, Metazoa, Chordata, Actinopteri, Cypriniformes, Cyprinidae. Gene Ontology annotation, biological process: insulin receptor signaling pathway.
CGCCUUAUAUGACUGUUUUUUUCUCGCUGAUCCAAGAUGGGCUGUGUAUAACGUCACAUGUUGUUUGUUUUUUAAGCUCAGUCAUUCUGAGCGAGGAGUUGUUUUGCGGCGAACUAAUAGACAUCGCAUUUUGAAAGAGAGCGGAAAAAUCCAAUUCUCGGAUAUUUAAGUUUUUCAUCUCUUUUUCUACGGAUGGAUAAAAAGUUCUUGAAACUGAAUAAAUAAAUUUUAAACGCAAGAAUGGCAAGUCCGCCUCUUAAAGGGGGACCCGCGUUAUCAAAUGACAACAACAUUCAUUCAAACAACAUCAGAAAAUGCGGAUACCUCAAGAAGCAAAAGCACGGACAUCGGCGCUAUUUUGUUUUGAAGGAUCAGAGUGACGGACUCCCUGCGCGGCUGGAGUAUUAUGAGAAUGAAAAGAAAUGGAAAAACAAGUCCGCUGCAAAAAGAGUCAUAUUCAUCGACUCCUGUCUGAGCAUAAACAAGCGCGCUGACGCGAAACACAGAUAUUUAAUAGCACUAUAUACCAAGCACGAGUAUUUUGCUGUUGCUGCGGAGAAUGAGCAAGAGCAGGAGAGCUGGCACGCAUACUUAACCGAUUUAUUAAGUAAGGGAAAAGUGUGUGACAGUUCCGUUUCUAGUUCGGCAUCAUCUCUGGUGGGCUUCGAGGAGGGAAAUUACGGUAUGAUUACACCAGUGAAUGCCGCGUAUAAAGAGGUAUGGCAAGUAAAUCUUAAAGCAAAGGGACUUGGGCAGAGCAGAAAUAUCACUGGAGUUUACAGACUGUGCUUAUCAAGUCGGACAAUUAGCUUUGUGAAACUUAACUCGGAGGUGGCAUCUGUGACACUGCAGUUGAUGAAUAUACGCAGAUGUGGGCACUCUGAUAGCUUUUUCUUCAUUGAGGUGGGAAGAUCUGCUUCUACUGGACCCGGAGAGCUGUGGAUGCAAGCAGACGAUUCUGUGGUGGCACAAAAUAUACAUGAGACCAUUUUAGAAGCUAUGAAAGCGUUGAAAGAGCUGUCAGAGUUCAGACCACGCAGCAAAAGCCAGUCAUCAGGAUCAAAUCCCAUCUCUGUACCCACUCGGCGGAACCUAAACAAUCUACCCCCUAGUCAGACGGGGUUGGUGAGGAGGUCAAGGACGGACAGUACAGCAGCAACAUCUCCUGUCCCCAAAUUUUCCUCUUGCCGAAUACGCACAGCAAGUGAAGGGGAGGGCACCAUGACCAGUCCUGUCUCCAUGUCAAUAUCUGAGAAUGGGAGCCCGAUAACUGUUGGCCGGAACCACAUGAGCAGAUCUAACACAGUCUCUGUGGGCUGCCGGACAUCAGAACCAUCACUGCUUCAUCACAGCAGGUCCAUGUCCAUGACAAUGUCCCACUCGCCACCAUCUGCUGUAAGCCCACUAAGUUUGUCCUCAAUCAGUAUGAAUGGAUCCAUCUCAUCUGCAGUACACAGACCCUCCAGCUGCAAUGAUUCUGUUUCUGGGUCACCCAACGAUACUGGCUUCCUCUCAUGUGACGAUUACAGUUCUAGCCCAGGGGAUGUGAGGUACAACCUAGCAAACAGGAGUGACACUCCUUCUUCUCUCUCCAGUACACCACCCUCACGAGAAGCCAGUGAGCUCCAUGGUUACAUGGUGAUGGACAGGCCAACCCAAAACAAGAUGUGGCCAAGUAGCAGAGAAAUGCUGGAUGUGGAGACAUACCGGAAGAGGACGUAUUCUCUGACAACCCCGCGGCAACAGGUAGCACACUCCCAGCUAUCUUCAGCAUCAUUUGAUGAAUACAUGCUGAUGAGGGCUGCGAACAGCCACUCUGGACGGAGCACAAAUUCUGCCUCUUAUAAGGUCUCAUACCCAGAAGAUUAUGGGGACAUUGAGGUUGGCUCUAACAGUAAUGUGGGUGAUGAUGGCUACAUGCCUAUGACACCAGGCAUGGCACCUCAGGGUGCCAAAAAUGAUCACUACAUGCACAUGAGUCCUAUGAGUAUUUCAGCACCCAAGCAGAUCAUUAACCCGAGGUUACAUCCCCAGCCCACAGGCAGUGGCUGCACUACUAACUCGCCCAGCAGUGGAUCUCUAGAAGACAGCGGGUACAUGAAGAUGUGGUCUGGAUCCAAGUUUUCUCUUGAGAGCUCUGACGGGAAAGCGGUGAGUGGAGAAUACAUGAAUAUGUCGCCUGUUGACUCAUGCGUCUCGCCCACACCACCAGAUUAUUUGCUGGGUCAGUGUGAACCAACACAACGGCCCUCCCCAUCUCUAAGUAUUCGCUUCAACAAGCAACAGGCACCUAAACGGGCAGAGGAUGACCAGUAUGUUUUGAUGAGUCCCCAGAGCCAAAAUCCAACAGAAGAGGCAAACAGGGUUUCUGCCCUGCCCCCUCUCCGUCGCCCAGAUGGCAUAGCACACAGAGCAAGAGUCAACAGGCCCAAUAGGUUAUCUCUAGACACUCUGAGGAUGCUUCCCAGCAUGACAGAACAUCCUCUCCCUUGUGAGCCUAAAAGCCCUGGUGAGUACAUCAACAUAGACUUUGCUGCUGCUACACAGUACUCUUCUCCCUCUAUGGUUUCUGUGGAAAGCCAAGGCUCAUUGUCCAACCUCAGACAGGGAUCCCCCCUCUCAGACUACAUGAAUCUCAACCAGAAUUCACACUCUCCUAAACUGAGGGAAGCACUCAGCAGUCCCCUGGAUGGAAUGCCAGAGCUGGCUGAAUGCCCAUGCCCACCUGAUGAGAGGGCUUUUUUCCUCAAUGAACAGAGGAAAUCACCAUGCCCAUCUGGCACAGGUAAAGAUAACUACACUGAGAUGAGUUUCAACAAUGGUCAGAUCUCACCUCCAUUCCUGACUGAGAAUGAUGGGAGUGCUUCAGUCAGCCCCACUAGCAGGGUUCAAAGGCUUAAUUUAAGCGACCAGGGGGUUUCAACUGGAAUUGGUGCUUUCUUGUUGGCUGCCUCCUCUGUAGACCCAAAUGGAGGAGCGAAGGUGAUCCGAGCAGACCCUCAGGGCCGGAGACGGCAUAGCUCUGAGACCUUUUCAUCCACCACCACAGUUGCACCUGUCUUUCCUUCCUUUGCACACAAUGUUAAGCGCCACAGCUCUGCCUCAGUCGAGAACAUCUCUGUCCGAAGCAGUGAAGGUUCUGAUGAGGAGUAUGGGUCUCCCAUGUGCCGAGAGACUUCAGCUGGUUAUCAGAAUGGACUUAACUACAUUGCCUUAAACCUCAUGGAGAAACAAGAGAUGGGCAAUUGUGAGCUUGUGGGCUUCAAGACUGGUGGUUGCUGCAAAGCAGGAAUAAAUGGAUUACAUGCAACUUCAUAUGUGUGUCUGGGAUUCAAAGAGACUGCUACCACUGUACAAGAUUGAGCAGGAAGCAGAAGUUACUCCUCCUGGUACUGAGGCAAAGUGGAAGCUCAACCAGCAACUGGUCUGGACUAUGCU